AUGAUGAAGAAAAAGGGAGGGUCAUGCUGGAGAAAAUACAAUAGAACUUCAAGAGACAAAGCACAACCACUAUGCUAUAAAUGUAAGAAACCAAGACAUUACAAAACAGAAUGUCCAGAACUAGAAAAAGAAAAGGAGAAAGAAAAGAAGAAGUCAACUCUCUACGAGAAGAAGAAGGCCAUGAUGGCCACCUGGGAAGACCUGGACACGACAUCAUCUGAGGAUGAUGAACAAGCAAACAUAUGUCUCAUGGUAGAUACAGAUUCAUCAUCAAAAUCUAGUGAUGAAGAGGUUAGUAAAUAUGAUUUUAAAGAUCUUCAGCAUGCAUAUAAUCAACUUCUAAUCAAUUUAGUAAAGAUCUCUACAGCAUACAGAGAACAGAAGAAAAGAAUUUCUGAAAUGCUUGAAGAAAAUGAAUUAUUAAAAUCAGAUUUAUCAAAGUUCACCCUAGGAACUACGAAUCUUGAAAAUCUUUUGAAAUACUCUAGGAGUAAAAAUGAUAAGUUUGGAUUAGCAUAUGUUGAUUCUGAAUUAGAAAAUAAACCAAGUACAUCUGCAUAUCCUACUUAUGGGAAGUAUGGGCAUUUCACGCCUAAGUGCAGUCACAUGCACAAGAAGGGGUAUUCCAAAAUCUCAAACGCCAACAUUUAUGGACCCAAAUCCAUUUGGGUACCAAAGACUGAAAUAAUACAUGUUGUAGAUCUAUUUAACAAGAAGCGAAAAUGUCCAGUCAUAGUACUUAGACAGUGGCUGCUUGCUACACAUGACGGGCGAAAGGUCUAUGUCCUAGACCUUAGGUCCAAGAAAGGAGGCCUAGUCACAUUUGGCGGAGGAUAG
Messenger RNA from Cajanus cajan (pigeon pea), 837 nucleotides. The record is from RefSeq and is a predicted model, not a curated record. Lineage: Eukaryota; Viridiplantae; Streptophyta; Magnoliopsida; Fabales; Fabaceae.